Molecule: messenger RNA, 2992 nt
Organism: Spodoptera frugiperda (fall armyworm)
Lineage: Eukaryota; Metazoa; Arthropoda; Insecta; Lepidoptera; Noctuidae
Product: ecdysone oxidase-like
Exons: 3
Coding region: 1002-2873 (623 amino acids)
Molecular function (GO): flavin adenine dinucleotide binding; ecdysone oxidase activity
Source: RefSeq, a predicted model, not a curated record
ACAGGUAGUGUACCUAACUGAUGAACGAAAAUAGAAGUAGGUACUAGGAAUAUAUUAUAAUGAUCGAUUGAAAUUUUGUAGGUUAUCGGUUAACCAAAUAUGUAAUAAGGAAAAAGGAGACAGAAUUUCCAAAAAUAACACAGUAUCAUACUUAAUAAUAGAAACAUAUAAUAAUAAGGAUAAAAAACGCAUUUUUCCCGGAUAAAUGAUAGAUAUAAAAUUGGUAUACUAUUUUAUUUAUGCUAAAUUGUAUAAACUUUACGCCAAAUAAUACAAAAUCAGGCACAAAAUGAUUCAAUCUUCGAUUUACUUUAUUGAUCUACAUGCCGCACUCAGAGACAUUUAAUGACUACUUAAACUAUUCCUUAGUAACGAUUUUGUAUUGAAAACAAAUGCUAAGGACUGGGUUAAUUAUUAAUCAUUAAAUGUCUCUGAGUGGGGCAGAUAGUGUAAAAAGUAUUUCUGUGUAAAGACUGAGAAAAGGGAUCUUUGCGAUGCCCGAAUUACUAUAGAUCUGCAUUUACAGGACGUAAUCAUACCUAUAUAGAACAAAUGAUUUAAAAAAAAACAAAACAGUUAGGAUUAGGAUUUUCUCCUGUGUCGUGGGUACGUUUACAAACAUACAAGUUCACAUACACAUGACACCCAGACCCGGAUCAACAAUUUGUGGAUCACACAAAAAGUUGCUCCGUGCUGGAAUCGAACCCGCUACACGUUGCACGGCAGCCAGUUGCCUAGCCACCGCACUAACUGUGCAGUAAAAAAUUUAAAAAAGAUUAUUUGUAUACAUCCAGAUUAAUAUCUAUUCCUGUACAUAGGUAGGAGUGUCUAUCAGCCAUUCAAAAGCGUGGUCACACUGGCUAUAAACCUACUUAGAUCGUGUACCUAUAUUAUGUACCAGCUGAGGGCAUGUACUACUAGUACACUAUUUUCAAUUAUAAACUUCUAUCAUGAGUGUUACGAUAAAAAAAUAAAAAACAAACCGUCGAAUUUCUUUAAAAAUGUCUUCUAACGUAGAAAUCAAUGAAUUCCUCAAGAUCCUGCAAUCUUUCGGAUCCACAUCUGUGGUACAGUGGAUACUGCGUGUGUUAACUAUUUCCCAGGCGGUAUUCCAAACAGGUUGGCCUGAAAACUACGAGAUAUCAGAUGGUGAGAGGUUUGACUUCAUUGUGGUGGGGAGUGGGUCGGCGGGCGCUGUGGUAGCUGCUCGCCUAUCAGAAAUACCAGAGUUUAAAGUGUUGCUGCUCGAGACUGGAGGCGACCCGCCACCAACCAGUGUGCUUCCUGGACUCAGCAGAACUUUGCCAGGUACUAAAUAUGACUGGAACUAUACAGCUGUUUUCGACGAGGGUGUAGGCCAGGCCCACCCGGGUGGAUACAUGAGCUACCCUCGAGGUAAACUGCUCGGUGGUUGUUCUUCCAUCAACUACCUGAUCUACUCACGAGGAGUACCCGAAGAUUAUGAGAACUGGAACCGUAUAGCUCCUGGCUGGGACUGGGAGACAGUACUGUAUUAUUUCAAGAAGUUAGAAGACAUGAAAGAUCCAUUAAUAUUUGAGCACCCAGAAAAUGCCCGUCUCCAUUCAACAACUGGCCCUGUAAAGGUGUCCAGACCGAAAACUCCGCCCUCGACUGCUCUCAUAGAUGAUAUCAGAAUACAGUCUUACGAAGAAAUGGGUAUACCACGAGUUCUAGAGAUAAAUGGGCCAGAAAUUGUAGGAGCUGCUCGACCACAUUUCAAUAUUUAUGGUGGUAGGAGAUCUAGUACUGCGGAAUCAUACCUAAAGCCAGCAAAAGACAGAACUAAUCUUAAAGUGGCCAAGUAUUCCACAGUUACUAAAGUAUUAAUUGAUCCUGGCACGUUGCGUGCGUAUGGUGUGCAGGUGUACACAUCUAGUAAGACAUACAUCCACGUAUAUGCUACUGAAGAGGUGAUUGUUUCUGCCGGCACAUUCAAUAGUCCGAAAAUCCUCUUACAGUCGGGAAUAGGACCUCAAGAGGAAUUGUCGAAGGUACAGAUAAAAACGUUGGUAGAUCUUCCAGUUGGUAAAAAUUUGCACGAUCACCAGGUUAUACAGUUGAAUUAUAAAGGAAAACGCGGGUUAGAGACGGCUCUCCAGAAUAUAUUAACCGCUUUCCAAAUAGAUACAAUUCCAUCUCCGCUACAAAUUGGAUUCUUCAGAGUUAACGGCAGUGAGUUUGAAUAUCCUUCUAAAUUACAACCACAUUUCCAGUUCUUCAACUCCUACUACGGAGCUGGUGCUUCUGAGGAUUUAGUAAGUGGAUGUAGUCUUGAAAAAGAUUUUUGCCUAGCUUUAGGGUCAGCCAAUGUUAAUAAUGAAUUAGAUACUGUUUUACUUGCUCUCUUACACCCUCUGUCGCGAGGAGAAGUAAAGCUCCGAAGUACAGAUCCCCUGGAUGAUCCUAUAAUUGAAUUGGGGUAUUUCAGAAACGAUUAUGACCUAAAGGUGGUUACUGAGGGAGUGAAAUACAUGAAUACUUUGAUAAACACUACAUACUUUAAAGAAGUCAAAGCAAGUAUACCCAAAUUGAGUGUGACUGCGUGUGAAAAUAUAGAAUGGGGUUCUGAUGAGUUUUGGGAAUGUUAUGCAAAGAAUACUGUAUUGUCGGUGCAACAUGCAGUUGGUACAUGUCGGAUGGCACAGGAUGGGGUAGUAGACGAGAGACUAAGGGUACACGGUGUGGCUAGGCUGAGAGUAGUGGAUGCAUCCGUUAUUCCACUGAUACCGAGUGGUAACACUAACGCUCCGACUAUGAUGGUAGGUGAGAAAGCUGCUGAUAUGAUUAAGGAAGAUUUUCAUAAACGCAAGAAAGAAAAUAACAAAGAUUGCCCUGGAGAGACCGUACUUUGAAAAAAUCUUUUUAAAGAGACUUUGACUAAAAAUAUUUUUUUCUUAUUGUGUGAGUACCUACAAGUAACUUUACUUGUUACAGGAGUAAAAUAAUUCACAGUCGGAGAAUUAUCAAGUUU